CGGUGACGGCCAUCGCCGCCAGGACGUCGGCCCAGGAACCGCAGGAGGAGGAGGAGGAGGAGGAGGAAGAAGGUCGUCGUCCGGGCGCCGCGGUCCACAUGGAUCCCAACCUGCGCUUCGGGAUCUCCCAACGCCAACCUUUUGUUCAAAGAUUUCUUCUGUGGACCGAAUUAUUAGAUCCUGUAUAUCUAUUCAUUUCAGUUGGAAAAAUAGAAAAUUCAAGACAACUAUUGCUCACCAACGAAGAUGCUCCUACACUCUACAGGGACGACCAAAGGAUUAGAGAAGCAUGGCAGAGGAGUCUUUCAACCGUGCACCCUGACAACAGCAAGCUGAUCCCUGCUCUUUUCCGACCUGCAGCUUUCAUGCCCCUCGUGGCGCCCUUGGUGUUUUUGUCGAUGAUGCCAGUGAAGGGGAUCAAGUCCAUGAUCUUACCUCAGGUUUCCUUGUACGCUUACACCACAGCCUUCACCAUCACCAAUGGGAAUGCCAGUUACUCUCAUGGUCCAGUAGAGAGAACGUUGUUAGGGACAGGAGUGUGCGUCUCUUCAACCCUCUUUGGAUUAAUCCCUCACUUUGUCCACAUGAGGUAUGGCCUGGAUAACUUUUGGAUCAGAAAAGCCUUACCUAUCGCCAUUCUUGCCCAAGUCAGCGGAGUAAAUGUGCUUGCGUCCCGGAGAUUGGAGUCCAUUCGAGGCAUUGAGGUUAUGGACAAGAAAGGCAAUGUCAUAGGGCACUCCAGAAGAGCUGGGGAAAAGGCCAUCAAAGAAACGGCCAUCUCCAGGGCAGUGCUGUUCGGAACCGCAGCUUUCAUCCCUGAAGCCUUCAUGUAUUAUUUGAAAAAAUACAGCGCGGUCAACUUGAAAAGGAAAUUCGGUCUUCCACAGAAGAAGCAGAACUGUUUUAUAACAGAGGGGUGUAGGGGCGAGUUUGUUGGUGAAGUUGUCUGGCUUCUGUUUGGAGACCUUUGGUCCCUCCAGGUUCCAGUUCAGAGAGACCUGUUGAAGGUUCUCGAAGCUGCCUGUGGUGCCUGGGCAGCAGGCUGGCUGAAUUCGAGGCCCACUGGAAGAAUCGCUACUGAAGGUGUCCUGACUGACACCCAGGGCUCCUGAGGUGUCACUGAGUGCACUGAGAAUCAGCCAAGGAAAUGACACUGUGAAAACCACUAAUAAAUUUGUCUGCCGUUGAACCUUG
Jaculus jaculus (lesser Egyptian jerboa) is the source of this 1194-nucleotide messenger RNA. It is a transcript of the gene Sfxn4, whose product is annotated as sideroflexin 4. The record is from RefSeq and is a predicted model, not a curated record. The transcript has 13 exons. Gene Ontology annotation, cellular component: mitochondrial inner membrane. NCBI's taxonomy places the organism in Eukaryota, Metazoa, Chordata, Mammalia, Rodentia, Dipodidae. Gene Ontology annotation, molecular function: monoatomic ion transmembrane transporter activity. Gene Ontology annotation, biological process: mitochondrial transmembrane transport; monoatomic ion transport. The coding region runs from base 99 to 1112 and encodes 337 amino acids.